ACACCCAUACCCAUACCCACCAACCUCCAUUUUCACAUCGUAUUGUUCUAAUCUCCUACUUCAUUUCUCUCUCUCCCUUCUUUCUCUUUGUGUGUUCAGCAAACUGAUCUGCAGUUUUUAAUGGAAGCUCCUCCGACGGAAUUCAUCUUCCGGUCGAGGCUCCCCGACAUUUACAUUCCAACCCACCUUCCUCUCCACUCCUACGUCUUUGAGAACAUAUCUCAGGUCAAAGAUCGACCCUGCCUUAUCAACGGCGACACCGGCGAGAUCUUUACCUAUGCCGACGUUGAGCUCACCGCCCGCCGUGUCGCCGCUGGACUCAGCAAAAUCGGCAUCCGACAAGGUGAUGUCAUCAUGCUGGUGCUCCGGAACUGUCCCCAGUUCGCUAUGGCCUUCCUGGGAGCCUCCUUCGCCGGCGCGGCGGUAACCACCGCGAACCCCUUAUUCACUCCGGCCGAGCUGGCAAAACAAGCCACGGCGUCCAAGUCGAAGCUGAUCAUAACCCAAGCGGCUUUCGUUGAGAAAAUCAAGGAUUUCGCGGGUACACAUGGCGUUUCGCUCAUGUGCAUUGAUUCUACUUUUCCAGAAAAGGAAGGUAUUUUACAUUUCUCUCAACUCACCCAAGCCAACGAAGCUGAUAUGCCGGCCGUCAAGAUCAGCCCUGACGACGUCGUGGCACUGCCGUAUUCCUCCGGCACCUCCGGCGUCCCGAAGGGUGUGAUGCUAACGCACAAGAAUCUGGUAACCUUCGGCGCUCAGCUCGUGGACGGCGAAAACCCGAAUCAGUACACCACCAGCGACGACUUGCAUAUCUGUGUGCUUCCAUUGUUCCAUAUCUAUGCGCUUAACUCCAUUCUGCUCUGUUGUAUCCGAGCCGGAGCAGCCAUUCUGAUCGUGAGCAAAUACGACGUCACCACGCUGUUGAGGAUGAUCGAGACUUACAAGGUGACGAUGGCCUCGUUCGUGCCUCCCAUCCUAUUGAACAUCGUGAAGAGUGAGGAAGUUGAUCGGUACGACCUGUCGUCCAUUAGGAUGAUCGUCACGGGAGCAGCGCCGGUGAGCAUGGAGCUACAAGAAGCUCUGAGGGCUAAGCUUCCACACGCCGUGCUCGGACAGGGAUAUGGGAUGACGGAGGGUGGCCCUAUAUCGAUAAGCCUGGCGUUUGCGAAGGAGCCGGCGGAGAUGAAACCGGGUGCGUGCGGGUGCUUGAUAAGGAACGCAGAGAUGAAGAUCGUGGACAUUGAGACGGGAGCUUCGCUUCCAAGAAACAAAGCUGGUGAAAUCUGCAUCAGAGGAAAUCAAGUUAUGAAAGGGUACUUAAACGACCCGGAGGCGACGAAAACGACGAUAGACCCAGAAGGAUGGCUUCACACGGGGGACAUAGGAUACGUAGACGACGAUGGGGAAGUGUUCAUUGUGGACCGUUUGAAGGAGAUCAUCAAAUACAAAGGCUUCCAGGUGGCUCCUGCUGAGCUGGAGGCUCUCCUCGUCUCCCACCCGUUCAUCUCUGAUGCUGCCGUUGUUCCGAUGAAAGAUGAGGCUGCGGGAGAGCUUCCAGUGGCAUUUGUGGUGAGGUCAAACGGUUCUGAGAUCUCUGAGGAUGACAUUAAACAAUUCAUUUCUCAACAGGUGGUGUAUUACAAGAGAAUCCACAAGGUUAUUUUCACAGACACUAUUCCUAAAGCAGCCUCUGGCAAAAUUCUGCGGAAGGAUUUAAAAGCAAGGCUGCCAUCAGAUCUGGACAAUUAAUUAAUUAACCUAAUCCCACUGCAAAUCAAAUAAGGAUUUAAAAAAAUCAAGCCAUGUGUAUGAGUUUUUAAUAUAUUAUUAGCAGUUAUAUAUUGUUUAAUGUUUUCAUUUGCUUUUGUAUAUGAGAGUUUGUUGCCAUAAAUGCAAUUGGACAUAUAAUGCAAAUUAAAGUGCACACUUGAAUAAAUUGUAUUAAAAGAUACUUUA
Molecule: messenger RNA, 1956 nt
Organism: Neltuma alba
Lineage: Eukaryota; Viridiplantae; Streptophyta; Magnoliopsida; Fabales; Fabaceae
Product: 4-coumarate--CoA ligase-like
Exons: 5
Coding region: 121-1749 (542 amino acids)
Molecular function (GO): CoA-ligase activity
Source: RefSeq, a predicted model, not a curated record